Messenger RNA from Panicum virgatum (switchgrass), 2589 nucleotides. Its product is annotated as F-box/kelch-repeat protein At3g61590-like. Gene Ontology annotation, molecular function: protein binding. The record is from RefSeq and is a predicted model, not a curated record. The transcript has 2 exons. NCBI's taxonomy places the organism in Eukaryota, Viridiplantae, Streptophyta, Magnoliopsida, Poales, Poaceae. The coding region runs from base 176 to 1396 and encodes 406 amino acids.
GCCCACACCGCAUCCGUCGCCGCCCCACCCUCCCCCACUCCCCCUCCUCCCCUCCCCGCGGGCACCGGAUCCUCCACCCGCCGCUCCUCUCUCGCUAGCCGCUCGGUGGAGGGGAUCCUUAUCCAUCCGGGCUCAUUCCUUCCCCGCGCUGGUCAUCUCAGUGUCUGCUUGUUUCAUGAUUGGUCUCAUGGAAGACUAUUCAUCAUGGGAUUAUCUUCCAGUUGAUCACAUUAGAACUCCUGCAUUCAACUCUGGAGUUGUUUCUGAAGCAAGUAAUGGAAACAAGGAAUUCUCAGUUUCAUUGGACGCUGCCGUUCCUGAUGAUAUCCUGGAGAGGAUUUUCACAUUCUUGCCUAUAGCAAGCAUGAUAAGGGCAACAGCAGUAUGCAAGAGAUGGUACGGCAUUAUCUAUUCAAGCAGAUUUCUUUGGACCCACAUGUUGCCUCAACGGCCGUGGUACUUCAUGUUCACCUCUAAUGAAACUGCUGCUGGUUAUGCUUUUGACCCCAUCCUCCGUAAGUGGUAUGAUUUAGAGCUUCCUUAUAUUGACAAGAGCAGCUGUUUUGUCUCUUCUUCUUGUGGCCUAGUUUGCUUCAUGGACAAUGACAACAGGAACACCAUUUCUGUGUCUAAUCCUAUCACAAAAAACUCCAAGAGGCUUUUGGAGCCUCCUGGUGAAACAUUGCCAGACUACAGUACCAUUGCCAUGAAAGUAGAUCGGCUGUCUCAUAAGUACUCCAUUACAGUGGCAAAAUCCAAGCAGGUUCCUGAAGAUGCUGUCCGAUGGUACUUCUCAGUAUACAUGUAUGACUCUUGGAGUGGUACAUGGGUAACUUCUGCAAGUGAAGUGUUCAUUGGUUGGAGAGGAGGCGAUGACAGUGUCAUAUGCAACGGAGUCCUGUACUGCUUAAUUCACUCCACUGGUGUUCUUCGCAAUGUCAACCCCCGUCAUGGCGUUAUCAUGUAUGAUCUUGUUGGUGGAUCUUCUGAGACUUCUUUAAUGCAAACAUCAAUCCCAGUUCCUUGUUCUCUCACAUGUGGUCGUCUGGUAAACUUAAAGGAGAAGCUGGUUUUGGUGGGGGGAAUUGCAAAACACAACAGACCUGAUAUCAUUAAAGGAAUAGGAAUAUGGGAACUCCAUGAGAAACAGUGGCAUGAGGUAACUCGGAUGCCCCACAAAUUCUUCCAAGGAUUCGGUGAAUUUGAUGAUGUUUUUGCCUGUAGUGGCACAGAUAAUCUUGUCUACAUACAAAGCUAUGGCGCAACAGCUUUGCUUGUUUUUGACAUGAUGCAUAAGCAAUGGAAGUGGUCCGUGAAAUGCCCUGUGAGCAAAAGAUUUCCUCUCCAGCUUUUCACUGGCUUUUGCUUUGAGCCCCGGCUUGAUAUCACUACUUAAUAUGUACCAAUUCAUUUUUUGCCUUCUAGUGGAAUCUGAUCUGCUACGAUAUUAAUUGUUAUUCAUGAAAAUACAUGCAAGUUUUGUCGCAUUCUUCCAACCAUUUUGCUGUUACCCUUUUCUGAGUUCUCACCUGAUGGGCCCUCAUUGAGUUAUUGGUCCUGCUGGAUGCAAUUAUUUGUCUCAAGUGACAUCAGAUUAUAAAUCUGUAGAAUGCUAUAUGUGCUGACUUGCAUAUCCUUGAAGAUGUACCAUUGUUUGCAAAAACAGUAUAUAAAUAUGUGCACUAUCUUAUUAAGAUUUCCUAGUUCUGCCUUGAACUGUGUCGGCAACACCUGCAUAUCAUGUAUGCUUUAACUUGUUCUAUAUAAUUGAACAUGUUACACAGGUUACAGCAUAACCGAACAGAUAAAAUUUGCAUGGCUGUAUAUGUAACAUUUUUUUGAGCUCUUGCUAUCCAAUAUGUUUUGAACCCACAUCCUAUCCCAUAUAUGAUAGCUGAUAUGUCCUUUUUCGGUAUUAAUCCACAACUUUGACUGUUCACAUUUUGUUUCUUGUGUAACUAUUCAUCCACGGCUCCGCGCUAGCCCCUACAUCUUCUGAGGCUGCUGCUGCUGCUGCUGCUGCUGCAAACAGCUUGGGUCACUGGUCUCGCCAAGAGCUUGAAAGUCGUUUCUCUGGACACUGACCAGUGCCUUGCUCAUUUCUGUAGAAUCAUCAUGGGCCAAAUCCAGGUUUCCUCUUGUGGGGGCUGGCACAUCCUGUACUGUCUGUGAUGACGCCCCCCAUGACUGUGCAGUACGGUGCAAGUGAGCCAGAGGCGCCAUUGAUGAGGUUUCAACGCUUGCUGCAGCUGCUGCUACUGUGUGCUGUGUGCGAGUAGUGCUCACUGCUCAGCUGAGGCAUUGAUGGCUUAGCCGUAUCUGUGGUUCUCUAUGUCGUGUCUUUAUUUUUUUCCUUUUCCUUCUUUUUUUUUCUGAGAAGGAUAUUGUUCUCACUUCUCAGUAUGGUGCCGUGUAGUUGAUGUAGUGCGUAUGGUGGUGUUGGUUAUUCUGCAGAUUGUCUUACCUCGACCUGGGCCUUGUUUCCUUCACCGCUCUCAUCUGAAGCUUGUGAAUCUGAGAUGGCAUCCAUGCAGGGUUUCAUGUGUGUGUACUAAAUCUAGAGAAGAAGCUCUAACAAUUUUCUUUUUC